AUGACGAAGAUGAAGAAUGUGAUAAAUGAUAAUGAUGAUGGUAGUGAUUAUGUUGCUACUGGUGAUGAUGACGAUGAUGUAGAUGAGAAUGAUGAUGCUUAUAACAGUGAAGAUAAUAACAACUAGCAUGUUACAGAUGAACUUGGACCGACCAUAAGCGAGGCAUAUAAAUUCACUUACUUGGUUAUAUAUGCUUCAGAAACCUUUUGA
This is a messenger RNA of Enterobius vermicularis (human pinworm), 210 nucleotides long. Lineage: Eukaryota; Metazoa; Nematoda; Chromadorea; Rhabditida; Oxyuridae. The record is from the annotation of a GenBank genome assembly.